UCUGGGAAGGGAUUUAAAGCUGUCUGCCAGACCCGUGGGCUGUUAAAACAAGACAGUGCCACAAUGCUGAGCUCAGGCCUGCAAAUUCCCCCCCUCUUCCUCCUCCUCCUCCUCCUGUUGCUCACAGCGAUGGAGCUCGGCUGCUCUUUUACAGAGGAGGACAAGAAGUUACUCGUGGACCUGCACAAUCAGUAUCGAGCUAAGGUUUCCCCUCCAGCUGCAGAUAUGCUGAAAAUGAGCUGGGAUCCAGAACUGGAAGCCUUUGCCAAGGACUACGCAACAAAAUGCAUCUGGGAACACAAUGCGGAGCGCGGACGGCGAGGCGAGAACCUCUUUGCCAUGUCUGGCAACCUGGAUGUGAAGAUGGCGGUGGAUGAGUGGUACAACGAGUACGCCUUUUAUAAUAUGACAACAUUAACCUGCCAAGAAGGGCAGAUGUGUGGUCACUAUACACAGGUGGUCUGGGCAAGUAGUGAGCGUAUGGGCUGUGGGACGGUGUUCUGCGAAACCCUGGAAUUCCUGAAUGACACCGACAUGCAUUUGGUAGUCUGCAACUAUCAGCCACCGGGGAACAUAAAGGGACGCAAACCGUACAAGGAAGGGGCUCCAUGUUCCAUGUGCCCAGAUGGCUAUUCCUGUAAGGACUCUCUCUGUGAAUCCGGUGUUGACAUGGGAGACGCCACCGCAUCGCCUAAGCUGGAGCCAACGGCUGUCUUGACUGCAAGCCCAUCUCUGCAAACUACACCAGAUUCAGCACCUGAUACGCCAGACAGUCCCCAAACAGGAGCAGAAUCUGAAUCCCCAACAGCUGAAGGGCCAACCUCUUCGCUAGAGCUAACUUCAGACUUGUCAAACUCAGACGCAACUGUUUCCUCUUUGGUGACAAUGGGAGCUACAACUCUUCGCCCUGCCUCCCCAGAAUCAAGAACUGAAAAAGCCACUUCUGCAGAAUUUCCUUCGUCUGGUGGCUUAGCCACACCUCAAGCCACCAUUAAAAAACCUGAGCCACCUUCAACUCCCCCCACACCAGUGCAUUCUACCCCCAAGUCACCCUUGGUCCCUAAACCUGCAUCCGCCCCUAAACCUCCAUCAACAGGUAAACCUCCCUCCAUGCCCAAACCCCUUUCAGCCCAUAAGCAUCCCUUCUUCUCCAAGCUACCUGCCCCAAAGAAGCCUCCUGUCUCUAAAACACCUGCACGCCAUCGCUUGUCAGCUUACUCCAAAGCAAUAAACAAGCACAGCAAUGCUGCUCAGGCCUCUGCAGAUAAGGUACCUGUUCACAACACUGCAGCUAAGGCAGCUUCAAUCUCGGUCUGCCUGCCUUGCCUUGGAUGCAAACAGAUUAGCCACCAUGAAGAAAUAAAGACUGCACUUAAAGAGCUGACUUCCAGGUACCCCUAUGCUCCAUGCUUUUCGCCGCUUCCCCGGUGGCAGAGGCAUAGUAAGUGGGGCAAUACACUUAGGAAGGCCAGGCCUUAUUGGCUCAACAGUUUAUAGCGGUAUUUGAUCCAACAUAUUUAUAGGCUGAGCCCUCUGUCUUCUCUUUCCCUUUCUGCCCUUUUAGUGAGUUUGCCAGUCUGCUGGGAAUAGCACUGUAGCAUGGCCAGUGGCUGAAAAUUCUGUAGAUGGUGGUACAAAUCUUGCUCAAGCAAUAAUGCUCUUGGGAGGUUGCAUUUUAUUUCCACAACCCCGUGUUUUU
Molecule: messenger RNA, 1699 nt
Organism: Podarcis raffonei (Aeolian wall lizard)
Lineage: Eukaryota; Metazoa; Chordata; Lepidosauria; Squamata; Lacertidae
Gene: PI16
Product: peptidase inhibitor 16
Exons: 5
Coding region: 64-1497 (477 amino acids)
Cellular component (GO): extracellular region
Source: RefSeq, a predicted model, not a curated record